Molecule: messenger RNA, 1695 nt
Organism: Didymodactylos carnosus
Lineage: Eukaryota; Metazoa; Rotifera; Eurotatoria; Philodinida; Philodinidae
Source: the annotation of a GenBank genome assembly
AUGAAUCGUGCCCCAAGCCUAGCAGCUACCAGUGGUAUUGGUUCAACAUAUGGUACGAGUACACCCUCCGAUUUACGUUCUCGACGAUCGAUCACAUCCGAUUUUGAUACAUCAUCUAUAUUAGACAGUGUCUCGUUAAAUAACAUGUCAAUGAAUAAUGAUUCGCAUAAUUCUCCGCCUCGUGAGUUGUAUGUUGGUGAGAAAAAUGAUCAUCAAUUUGUUAUUCCAACAAUUGCUACAACAGCACCUACAACAUCACAAGAAAAACCAUAUAAAAAGAACGAAAAAACAUUGCAUUCGCCUACAAAACAGUCACCACCUGAUCCAAUUUCAUCCAUUUCAGUUCCAGGUAAUAAAACGACAGUAACGACAGCUCAGUCUCCCACAUCGCCUACAUCUCCUACCGAUCGUAGUCGAAGUUUUUCAGUCACUGGUGAUGAUAUCGAAGCAGCAUUUGAUGCUAUUGCUUCAUACAAAUCCGAACAUUCGCCAACUUCAAAUCCAGAUACAUUUUAUACUACACAUAAUCAUAACAAUAAUAAUUAUGAGGUAACAACACCAGAUGCGCUAUUUGGUUUGUCAUCAAUACCAGAAGAUCAUGAUGAAUUGCGUUCAUCUAUCUAUGAUACAAAAAAGACGUCAUACAAACCUUCGACCGAUACAAAUCCGGAUAAUGAAAUUGAAGAAAUUGACUUUGACAGUUAUUUUAAACCGAAACAACAGCCAACAUCAACCACCACAACAACAACCCAAAAAGUACAAAAUGAAACACCAUCAAAAAAACAAGAGAAAAAAGAAAAUUCAAAACGAAAAGAAACUGCACCACAUAAAGAAGAACCUUCGGUUGUUAUGUCAUCUUUACCACCAAAAUCUGUCCGUUCCGUUCCAGAAGAAAAACCUGUUGUGAAAGAAAUGCAAAAGCCAUCUGCAAAUAUUUACAAAGAAGAAAAUGUAAAAAGACCAGCCCCUGUUCAAGAAGUUAAACAACAACCAGUACCGAUAAAAAUUGAACAACCAUCACCCAGAUUAUUACGAAACAAUAACGAUUCUAUUGAAGUUGAUGAUGAUGACGAUAAUGAUGAGGAUGAUGAUGAUGAUGAUGAUCGUCCAGUAGAUGACGAUGUCAACGAAAUUGUGGCAAAAUUAGAGACUUCCGCUAUAUUACCGUUAAUAAAUGAUAUUCGUCCUUCUCAUUUAAUUUAUUCAAAUCGAUAUAAUCAUAAUAAUAAGAAUAAUAAUAAUGUUAACAAUCAAUUUGAUGAUGACAUUCCGACACCAAAUGCGGAUGUCAUUAUUAUGGACGGUCUAACUAAAUACAAUACUGAUCAAUCAUCAACAUCAUCGUCCGCAUUCAAUAGUAAUACACAUAAAUCUGAUCGUACAGCUUUACCCGAUAUUGUCGGUGAACCAAAUCAACAUUCAAAAACAUCAAAUCAAACACAACCAGUGAAAAAAGGUGGUCUGAAUGUUUUAGGUUAUGAUAAUGUAAAUUCAUCAGUUAUACAACCAAAAAUACGAAAAGAAUUAGAAUAUCUUGAUCGUGAAGAAUUAUUACAUGUGAUAUCUUAUCAAAGUGAACUAUUAAAAAAGAAAGAUACUCGAUUAAAAGAUUUAGAGGGUUAUGUUGACAGUUUAUUAGUUAAAAUAUUAGAACAAUGUCCAGCAAUACUUCAAGUAGGAAAAUCAUAUAGAUAA